AUCGGAUCGAAGAUUAUGAUCCGCACGCAAAAUGGUUCGGGUCGGGAUCAGGUCACAUCUGGUUAGGAUUAUAUAGAAUGAUUUGGGGAAGCAGUAAUAGUGUCUUCCCAUAGUUCCCAACAGAUCCAAGAAGCUUACCGAGUGUUGUCGGAUGGGACGAGGAGGAGAUUGUACGACUCUAUUCUUUAUGAUCCACCUGAGGAACACGAGAAAGAAGUUGCAGAUGUCGCUUAUGGCCGGCACAAGGAAAGAGGAGAAGCAAUAUAGCCUGGACUUGGAGGAGCUACAGCAGACGCUGCUCGAAAUGGUACAGGAUUCUGGUUCACCAUCUCAGCCUUGCCCCUUUGCCGAUGGAGGAUGUUUGUCAACUUGGAAGUGGCUUCUGGAUGGCAUGGAGUCGAAGACACCGGCACGGAGUUGUUUGGAAUUGUGAGGUUGGUGGCGGGUCUACAUUCAGCUUCGUUGCUGUCUCUGAAUACCAUGAACUUGCCUUUCAAAACGAGUCAGCAGCUACAAGCCCAGUGCUUUACCUUCUCCGCAAUCCACUUUGGACCAACCCAAUUAAGCCCUCGACGUGAACGGAAAGGAGAAGCAAAGCCAAGUCCACAGAGCUGUCUCCUACUCGGAGAGUGUGUGUGUCUGUGUGUGAGAGAGAGAGAGAGAGAAAGAGAGAGAGGAGGAGGACGUCGGAAAAGAUGCGACGAUGCUGCCGAAAGCCUUCGCCACUGCUGGUGAAGUCGACGCUUAUCAUGAUCGCGGCUGCCUCGAUAGUGGUCGGCUGCUCUGCAGCAGUAACCCCGUCGGUGCCCGACGCUCAGAUCAAAUGCGACUGCAAUCCCUGCGGCUGCACGCAGAAACCGCCGCCUCCGCCUCCGAAGUGGCCCGUACCGUAUUGUCCUCCGCCGCCACCGGCGCCGUAUCUUUACAUAGUCGGCACGCCAGGUAAUCUCUACCCGUUUGACCCCAAUUACUACCCCUCGAGCGCUCGCCGGAGCUACGCUGGGCCGAUGCCGGUCUUCCUGGUCUCCGGGCUGCUUGCCCUGUGGAAGAUUUGGUGGCUAUGACUUGUGCUGUAACAAUCAUUUAGAUUUCUGCUUCGUCUUCUUUCCAUGUUCUCAAAUCUUCUCUUUGUUGCAAGAAAAUGAAGAAUAAGUUCUGAUUUCUAAAUGAUUAGCUUUGGCAGAUCCUUUUUUUUUCCCCGCUUUAUACGUAAAUCUCUAAAUUUGUUAAGAAUAUAAAUGAAUUCAUAUCUACACAAAAGAAUAUAUCUUUCUUAUCUACUAAAGUUCUUUAAUGAAAUGACAGUGAUAAAAAAUAAUAGAUUUACACUAUAAAUCAUGCAUUGAAUGAUCAGAUCCUACCACAAAAGAAAUGGAGUAUGAUUGCUGGGGGAUACAUGAAAAAUCUCUAAUAUACAUGUCAUAAUCAUUUGUAUUAGAGAAUAUUUUUCCUGUGAGGAGGAGGAUGAUAUUAUAUAUUGCAAGUGGACAUUGAGCCAAUUAAUCUUAUUCCAUAGCUCAUAUGCCUAUUGGAAUUGCUUAUUGCUUAGCUUUUGGUAGAUGGAUCAGUAAUGUCACUUUCCUGUGUCCAUGAUUGAGGCUUGACUUAUGACCAUAUUACUUUAGCAUCAAUAAGGUUAAGGUUUAAAUUAUCAUAUUUUAUGUAAUGUGACUACUUUUGGGUUUUUAGAAUUUGCAUGUCUAACCUCAAUAACAUCUAUUGGUUAGCUGCAUAUUUAGAAACUAAUUAGGCUUAAGAAUGAAUUUAUGUUACAAAUUGCAAAGAAUCUUAUCAUAAUUAAAACUCUCAAAUUAGAAUUUAUGUUAAAUUAUAAAUUUAAAUUUAAUAUUCCAAUGCUAUCCACCAUUUGUAUCUCACUCCAUAUAGAAACCUGCGAAACCUCCCUUUGCGUGCACUCGAAGCCCCACCGAUGGACGCUACUCUCCGCACAAAUCAACCUCAUUAACCCUGAAUCACAUCCACCAUGCAAAGCCGUCACCCUCAACCAUCGUAGAACACGACUCUCCUUCUUCUUCUUCCUUCGAUCCUUCCUAGCAUGCACUCAUGCUCUCAAAGCAUUCCUACGUCGUCAUCUCCACGCUUCUCCUCCUCCUCCUCCUCGACCGUCCUCCGUCGAGUCUCUCCGACUGUCCGUACCCAAGCCUGCCGCCACCGGACACGUCAUAUUACGGGGAGUCGCAUCCUCCACCGCUGGGUUACAUUCCCUACUUCCCUCCACCAGACAACACUCUGCUAGCUCCGCCGCCGCCCAACCCCGUCCUGCCAUGGUUCCCCUUCUACUACAGAACCCCGCCGCCGCCUCUACUUGCAUCCCUGCAACAUUGCUGCCUUUGCUCUCAGCGUCGUUGGCAGUCCUUCUCUAGCGAUCAUAAGCUUGGUUUCUCAAUAGAGAUCGAAGUUGUUGGUUUGUGUAUGUAAUUGUUUUGGCAUGCGGUCUGAUAAUAACAACGUAAGCUAAUGAAGCUUACUUCAUAUUUGCUGGAUAUGACAUGCAUUUCCUCUUUCCUUUAUUCUUUUUUGCUGCUUUAUGUUCUAAAAUUGUUCUUCUGCAGUUCUGCUACUGUAAUUGCUAAGUCAUCAUCAGGACAGAGACAGGUCAACAGAGUUUGGUCAAGAUAACACAAUCUCGCCACAUUCCACCAAACUCAUUGUCCGCACUGUGACAUAGAACAAGAAAGGGAACUUUUUCAGAGAGAGAGAGAGAGAGAGAGAGAGAGAUUUUAACGCUUCACAAUUGACAUCUCAUUCAAUCAGUCCGUUGCCGAGAAAAUUUCAAAAAGAAAGAUAUAUAUAUAUAUAUAUAUAUAUAUAUAUAUAUAUAUAUAUAUAUAUAUAUAUAUAUAUAUAUAUGACGCGCGUGUGCUGUUAUAAUCCGAAGGUGGCGUGCUUGGCGAGGACGGUGGGCCCCAGUUAGUUAAAAAUUUGACGAGGAAGCAAACAUAAUGGCUACGCUUCUUCGUUCGUAAUGGAACGCAGUUUGGUAGCUCAAAGCUGGGACUCUUCCACACAAAGCAAACGUAAUCGUGACGUCCGUUAUUUCUCCGUCCAAAUCGUCAUGGAAGGUGGCCUAACGUCCGUUAUUGUCACCACACAGUGCACGGACAGGAAUGCCGUUACUCCACGUCAGCUCACGGUGGUUUCACUUUGUGGCGUCUUGAAACGGCGGUAGGAGUCCGUCAAGCUUACCGUUUCGGGGUCUCCCUGGCACCGACCACUGCGCUCCACACUCCUGCCCUCCCCACCUAUAUAUACACCACUCCCUCCUCCCUCAGUUCUUUGAUCACCCCCCGUCCCCUGACUUCUCGUUUGGCGAAGUGGUCGGAUCUGAUCCGUUGGUGCUUCUUUCUUGGUUUGUCUCCUUUGAAGAGACGGCAUCAGACAGAGAUUGAUGCAGCGGGCACUGGUUUCAUCCGGCGGUGGCGACUGCCUCGGCGUUUCGAUGGCAUCCGCGCCUUCCCCGUACAUCUGUAACGGUGACGAUUUCCUCAGCCCGUACACGAUUUUCUCAACGAUCGACACUGCCCCUCUCCCCGCUUCCGGCACCUUCGCGAUCUCCCCCUCCUCGGUCUCCUUCGAAGAGGCGGAGGCCUCAUCCACAGCCACCGAGGACCGCCUCUGCCUAGCCCGCCUCGCUCUCCGGUACCGGGAGAUCACCGAGCGCUACGGCAUCUGCCUAUCCCACCUCUGCGACACCGCCGAGGAGGUGGAGUCCCUUCGCCGCGAGAACGCCAGCCUCCGAACCGCCAACGGCGAGCUCGCCAGGCGGCUCGAACUCCUCGCCGGUAAGCACACUGGCCGUUUCCCGUCAUCCGCGGGUGUGGUGCUCAUGGAUGAGCUCCCCCCCCUCAGCAUCGCCGAAACGCCGAAGCCCGGAGACAGCCCCACGAGCGUGCUCACCUUUCAGGAGAGAAUCUGCGGUGGCCACAGGUCGGCAACUGGGCCGGUGGCGGAGAAGCAUGUCUCACCACCGAAGAUCACCUCGGUCAGAUCCAGCGGAUACCUAAAGCUGAACUCGGCCGGUGGACCGGGUUCGGAUACGAACCGCAACGACCGGUUUCGCGUCCCAAGCCCCGUCAUGAUCGGCUCGCUGCGGCAGGCGCAUUUGGGCGGGGGGAGCAACGACGGCAAGGGGGAAAGAGUAGGAGGCGCGGACGAUGAGAAAGAAGGAGAGAGUGGUGGUGGAGCACUGGAGCUGGAGGUGUUCCGCCAGGGGAUGUUCAAGACGGAGCUGUGCAGUAAGUGGGAGGAGAGCGGAGUGUGCUCAUACGGCGAGCACUGCCGGUUCGCCCACGGCAUCGCGGAGCUCCGCCCUGUCCUCCGUCACCCCCGCUACAAGACCGAGCUCUGCCGCAUGAUCCUCUUCGGCGACGCCUGCACCUACGGCCACCGCUGCCAAUUCCGCCACUCCCUCUCCCCCUCCGACCACCAACGCCUCCGGCGCUGCCCAUAAAACGUAUAGAUUACUCCCUAUACUAAUUAACGACAAUAAAACUAAGAAAAAACAGGGUAAAAAAACAGAGGUGUAGAAGUUAUAUAUCUCCCCUCCUAACCAAAAUUAUUCCAAAUGGAAGGAAAUGUAGCAGAUCUAAAUGCUUGUAAAUUGCUUUUGCUAUGUGUAUGCUCCCUCUGGUAAAUAAAUAUAUGUAGAUGUAUUUAGUGCAA
Messenger RNA from Musa acuminata AAA Group (dessert banana), 4683 nucleotides. RefSeq names its product zinc finger CCCH domain-containing protein 9-like. NCBI's taxonomy places the organism in Eukaryota, Viridiplantae, Streptophyta, Magnoliopsida, Zingiberales, Musaceae. The coding region runs from base 3410 to 4471 and encodes 353 amino acids. Gene Ontology annotation, molecular function: metal ion binding; mRNA binding. The record is from RefSeq and is a predicted model, not a curated record. The transcript is spliced from 8 exons.